AUGGCCCCGUCUAAUUUCUUGAAUUUACUCGCAGCUGCGACCCUCGCCGUCAUCGCCCUGUCUUACAGCCCAGUGUCAGUCGCUGCUCUUUCUCCUGAUUUUCACGGUCAGAAUUUUCAUCGCCGUGGUGUCCACCAUGGUAUGCGUCGUGAGCUUGUCUCCAAGAAAAAGCGUUCGAAUUCGAAGCGCUGCAAGGUUCGCGAGUCCUCGUCGCUAGUCUCUUCUUCAACCGUAUCUUCGUACACACCCGCUUCCACUUCUUCGGCCCCCCCCUAUAUAGCGCCUACCACAACUAGCUCUUCGAGCACCUACGUCGCCUCCUCCACAUCCUCUGCUACCACUUCUUCCAGCUCGGGUGUCUGGACUGGGCCCAAAGGUGGUCUGGCAUGGCCCAAUGGCAACACUGGCACACUGGGUGACUGGAAGACUAACCAUAUGACAUACCUGUACACUUGGGGCAGUGACCCCCUUCCUGCUGCCUCCAAUGUUGGGUUCCAAGUCCUCCCUCAACUUUGGGGUGACAAGGAUAUUGCGGAAUUUGAACAGAACAUCGGCUCUUACACUACCCCCACUUACAUUCUAGCUUUCAACGAGCCCAAUGAGCCCACUCAGUCCAACAUGACUCCUGAGCAUGCCGUUCAGUUGUGGUGGCAGUACAUUGAACCUCAGAAGGCCAAUGGGCACAAGCUCGUUGCCCCCGCCGUCUCUUCCAGUCCCGCAGGCUUCACCUGGACUCAAGAGUUCUUCGCUCAAUGUGUUGGAUGCACUAUUGAUGCCAUCGCUACGCACUACUAUGAUGUCUCUGCCUCAGAUUUCAUCACGUAUCAGACCAACUUCUAUAACACGUUCAAACUCCCAAUCUUGGUUACUGAGUACGCAUGCCAAAACUUUAACAAUGGGCCCCAAUGUACAUCAGACGAAAUUUGGAGUUUCUUGGCCACUACAACUGCAUGGAUGGAUUCCACUGACUGGAUUGUAAGUUACAUGUGGUUCGGUGCUAUGCUCGACAUGUACAAUGUUAACGUCGAAUGCCAGCUGAUGGCCUCAGACAGUUUGCCUAACAGUCUUGGGUAUAGGUUUAUCAAUGGUUACUAA
Messenger RNA from Guyanagaster necrorhizus, 1095 nucleotides. RefSeq lists its product as uncharacterized. Gene Ontology annotation, biological process: fungal-type cell wall polysaccharide metabolic process. The record is from RefSeq and is a predicted model, not a curated record. Gene Ontology annotation, cellular component: fungal-type cell wall. The coding region runs from base 1 to 1095 and encodes 364 amino acids. NCBI's taxonomy places the organism in Eukaryota, Fungi, Basidiomycota, Agaricomycetes, Agaricales, Physalacriaceae. The transcript has 6 exons.